Cyclopterus lumpus (lumpfish) is the source of this 1296-nucleotide messenger RNA. It is a transcript of the gene sstr5, whose product is annotated as somatostatin-like receptor F_48D10.1. Gene Ontology annotation, cellular component: neuron projection; membrane. The transcript is spliced from 5 exons. Bases 1 to 1296 code for a protein of 431 amino acids. The record is from RefSeq and is a predicted model, not a curated record. Gene Ontology annotation, molecular function: somatostatin receptor activity; neuropeptide binding. NCBI's taxonomy places the organism in Eukaryota, Metazoa, Chordata, Actinopteri, Perciformes, Cyclopteridae. Gene Ontology annotation, biological process: cellular response to glucocorticoid stimulus; regulation of insulin secretion; neuropeptide signaling pathway.
AUGGAGCCCCUAGACCAGACCUACGGGUUUCCCCUCACAUCGGACCUCAACUCAUCCUCUGCAGCCACUCCCUCGCCCUUCCUAUCAUACCCUCGCCUCUUCAACGUCUCCUCCAACCUGUCCACCCAAAGCGUCCCCUUUCAGGGCAGCAGCACUCUGAUGACCGCAGUCAUCUCCCUCACAGUCUUCAUGGUGGGCCUGACUGGCAACACUCUGGCCAUCUAUGUGGUGCUGCGCUAUGCCAAAAUGAAGACGGUCACCAACAUCUACAUCCUGAACCUGGCUGUGGCCGAUGAGCUCUACAUUAUCGGGCUCCCCUUCAUCACCACCCAGAACGUGCUCUCCUAUUGGCCGUUUGGCUCCUUCCUUUGCCGCGUUGUUAUGACGGCAGACUCCAUGAACCAGUUCACGUCUAUUUUCUGCCUGACCGUCAUGUCCAUCGAUCGUUACCUGGCUGUGGUUCAUCCGAUCCGCAGCACCAAGUGGAGACACCCCCGCGUGGCCAAGGUGGUGAGCGCAGCCGUGUGGGCCGUGUCCUUCGUGGUGGUUCUGCCUGUGGUCAUCUUUUCUGAUGUUCAGGACACAUUUAACUCCUGCAACAUGAACUGGCCAGAGCCAACGAACGUGUGGUCGACAGCCUUCAUCCUCUACACGGCCACGGUGGGCUUCUUUGGACCGCUGCUCAUCAUUUGUCUCUGCUACCUACUUAUCGUUAUCAAGAUGAAGUCAUCGGGGGCGCGGGCGGGCUUCACCAAGCGCCGGCGUUCGGAGCGCAAGGUGACGAGGAUGGUGGUGGUGAUCGUGGUGGUGUUUGUGCUCUGCUGGCUGCCAUUCUUCAUCAUCAACACGGUCAAUCUGGUGGUCAUCAUCCCAGAGUCCAGUGCCACAGCCGGCAUCUACUUCUUCGCAGUCAUUCUGUCAUACGCCAACUCCUGUGCCAACCCGGUGCUCUACGGCUUCCUGUCGGACAACUUCAGACAGAGCUUCAGAAAAGUUCUGUGUGUGAGGAAUGUGAGGUGCAAGGCCAAAGGUGUGGAUGACGGCGAUCCAAGCGCUCCGCGCACCGAGAAAACCACAGUCGCUCCCUCCCCCCGUAACCAGGCCUACCACGACCCCCAGAGGAGCCAGAUCUCUCCUCAUCCUCCAGGCUUGCCUAUCUCCCACACAGCAGCAGACCUGCACCGCUCCACCCCGACAUGUCAACCUCCCUCCACUUGCCCAGGAAUCGGACCCGCCCCUCCUCCAGUGGCCUCCACAGCAGCCACCACGUUAACCUCAGUGGACACACUGGCUUGA